CAGGCCCGGCCGCCAAGGCUUCGACAAGGGGCGGGGGAGCAGACGGAGAGAGCGCACUGGCGACGGCGGAAGUGACGAAGAGGCGUAGUUCGCUACGUGCAGCGACGUGGCGGCGAGGCCGGCGCCUGGCGGCGGAAGUGGCUCCCGCGCUGGGACUUGAGUGUUUGUGUUUUGGUUCGCGACGGAGCCGCCGGCUGGUCCGAGGGGAGGAGGCAGAGGAGGGAGGAGGAGGAAGAAUUAGUCGGAACUCGAGCGCCGGCGGUGGCGGAGGAGGAGAAAGGAAAAGAGGAAGGCGGAGCGGAGAGAGGCGGAGACGGAGCCGGACGGGGGCGGCACCACGGCACGAUCCCGGCACCGUCCAGUCUGAGGGGAGCGGCCUGAGGAGGAGACGCGCCGCCGCCGUCUAAGCCACAGCCUCACCCUCUCCUCGGGCCACGCCUGGGACCUGCUGCUGGGAGGCUUCAGCCCCGCUGCUCCGCGUGCUGCGGUCUCAGGUUUCUCUACAUCCAGAAAGAAAAAAAUUUGACACCUUGCAUCCUGGAAGUUCAUUUAAAAGACUGAAAUUAGGGACUUCUUUCAAAUUUGGACAUGGCUAAUCGAGGAGCAACAAGACCCAACGGGCCAAAUACUGGAAAUAAAAUAUGCCAGUUCAAACUAGUACUUCUGGGAGAGUCUGCUGUUGGCAAAUCAAGCCUAGUGCUUCGUUUUGUGAAGGGCCAGUUUCAUGAAUUUCAAGAGAGUACCAUAGGGGCUGCUUUUCUAACCCAAACUGUGUGUCUUGAUGACACAACAGUAAAGUUUGAAAUAUGGGAUACAGCUGGUCAAGAACGAUACCAUAGCCUAGCACCAAUGUACUACAGAGGAGCACAAGCAGCCAUAGUUGUAUAUGAUAUCACAAAUGAGGAGUCCUUUGCCAGAGCCAAAAACUGGGUUAAAGAACUUCAGAGGCAAGCCAGUCCUAACAUUGUAAUAGCUUUAUCAGGAAACAAGGCUGACCUUGCAAAUAAAAGAGCUGUCGAUUUCCAGGAAGCACAGUCCUAUGCAGAUGACAACAGUUUAUUAUUCAUGGAGACAUCAGCUAAAACAUCAAUGAAUGUAAAUGAAAUAUUCAUGGCAAUAGCUAAAAAGUUGCCAAAGAAUGAACCACAGAAUCCAGGAGCAAAUUCUGCCAGAGGAAGAGGAGUAGACCUUACUGAACCCACGCAGCCAACCAGGAGUCAGUGUUGUAGUAACUAAACCUCCAGUUUGAACUUGCUGGAAUACUCUUCUGCUUCCUCAAUGUUAAUGACAGUGGAAUUGGAGCAUUUAACCAGCCCAGUAUGACUUCCAAAAAGAAGAGACUUAUGAUAGAGUCAAGUUUCUAAUACAGAAUUAUUUUAAGUGUUUUGAACUUAAUUUUUAAUAACAUGCAUGUGACCCUCUGACUAAUGUUUCAGAAGUAGAAAGGGGGGAUGAGAGCUGUGUGUGUAUGCUUGUUUCCUUGGACGGUUAGGGGGAAUCAUUUCUCAUCACCAGGGAUAGAGACAAAUGAUGAUGAAAACCCACAGUUAACCAGCCACUUCUAUGAAAAAGAUUUGGAACUUCUUAAUUUGGGCUUUUCAGAAAACAUUCUUGUUUUAGAAGGAGAUUCUAAGGAUAUUUAUGCUUAGCUAUGGUAUUCAGGCAACUGGUAAUUUCUCUUAGUAUGCAUAUUUAAAAUGUACAUUCCACAUUUUAACAAAUUAACCACAAGAAAACAGUGCCACAUCUUUAGUGAAAGGGUGAAAAAAAUGAACAUUAGUGGCAUCUAAAUUAUAGCCGUCCUGGUAUUUUUAGUGGGGUAAAAAAAGUCAAAUAUAAUCUCUUGUUUUAGGAAUAUGAAAACUGAUCUUAAUGGAUAGUGUUCCCUUCAAACAUGUGAGCUCUUCAACAGAAAUGAAACAAACCAGGUGUCUGUGAUUUCUGUUCAAUCACUGCUGGCCAUUACAUAGGUUUUGUUGUUUGGGGGCAGGGAGGGGGCUUUCGUUCCCUUUGGACGUAAUAUAGUCAAUGCACUAACAAUUAUGUACAUUCAAACUUGAUUAUUUUAAAUUUGAUCCUCAGCUGUACUGUAAAUAGGGUACUGCACUGUAGUCUCCAUAUAUGUUUAUUACUUCUUCUGUAAUAUUUAAGAGUUGCUUAAAAGUAUACAAAAUGUACAGUUACUAAAACAGCUAAUUUUACCUUUUCUCUCCCUUUGAAAGGAAGGGGCUCCAGUUGUUCCUACAUGGCUAGAACCAUAAUAAACAAUGUACCAGUAAUUUGUAACAUAAAUAUUGCCGUAUGUUAGUAACAAUCUUGCAGCCUUGUUUUCCAAAGUUCAUUUUAUUUUGAUCAGUUCAGUAUAUUGCACUAAUUGUUUUAGGUAUUUUCAUUAUAUGAAAUCUACCACGUGUCAGAGAUGAUUUAAUCUAUUUAAGUGUUGAACUGCUAGCAGAACUUGUACAUUUACAGUAAUUCAGAAUUAGUAAGGAAAACAGUUCACCAGUGUUUAGUUUUAUAUUGAGGUGCUCAGGUUGGAAUAAAGUGGUAUAAAA
Molecule: messenger RNA, 2555 nt
Organism: Leopardus geoffroyi (Geoffroy's cat)
Lineage: Eukaryota; Metazoa; Chordata; Mammalia; Carnivora; Felidae
Gene: RAB5A
Product: RAB5A, member RAS oncogene family
Exons: 6
Coding region: 589-1236 (215 amino acids)
Molecular function (GO): GTP binding; GTPase activity
Source: RefSeq, a predicted model, not a curated record